CGGGAAAAGCCUCAUUUUUCAACUAAUCGUUGCUCAUUAAUAAAAGGGAUCAAUAUUGCUGCUGCUCUCUCGCACUCUUUUCCUCUCUCCCACAUCGGAAGUUGGUCCUGGCCCAAGUGCACCCGUUCCGUCUGCAGCUGCCGACGACGACGAGAAGCCACAAAAACCAAAAACCGGUGGCGGCGGUUCGAAAAUUGAUGAGCGAGGUUCAACGGUCGUCAUUUAUAAAAAUGCCCUGGGCGAGCGGCUAAUAGUGGCCGAGGGUGGUGGCCAGCACCAGAAUCGACCACCGACACCGGCGCACGAGGAGUCCGAUUACAAGACUGCUGCCGCGUGGGACUCGAGUGAGAGCAGCGUUUGCAGCAGCAUUCUGGUAAUUGACGAUAUGCGGCAAUCGUCGGUGCCAAUUAGGACACCGGGGGGUCGUGCUGCGAGUAAUGACAGUAACGAGCCAAGAAAGUGGCGGGAGAUUUUCGAGCAUCAGCUAAGCCCUCGCGGGACUAACGACGCCGGCCGGAAGAGGACGAUAAAUUAUGAAUUGUCCCGGGAUGGUGCAAGCGAUGCCACGACGUCUGCCAUCGUCACCCAAAGGAUACGGGCUUCCCUGAAGGAUGACGACGAUGGGGGUGGUGGUCGGAGGGACGGCAUGAAGCCAUCGUUGGUGCUUAAGUGCGAUCCCAAGACGUACGUGCUCAACCUGAAGAUUAAGGUGCCUCGGGAUUCGGAUGGGAAGAAGCAGGAACAGCAGUCUGGUGAAAGCGGGUCGAAGAAGUGA
Messenger RNA from Culex quinquefasciatus (southern house mosquito), 775 nucleotides. RefSeq lists its product as uncharacterized. The transcript is spliced from 2 exons. Lineage: Eukaryota; Metazoa; Arthropoda; Insecta; Diptera; Culicidae. The record is from RefSeq and is a predicted model, not a curated record. The coding region runs from base 386 to 775 and encodes 129 amino acids.